CAACCCACUCCUGAUCGCCUUCUUUCGCUCACCGUUUGAAUCACCCAUAUUUAUGCAGUGACCCGAGACUCAGCGGCUGGGUUGGAAUCAGUGGGAGUCAUCGGCGGUAACUUCACUCGAAGUCUCCAAACGAAAGGAACGAAAACAGCCCUUCCCAAAGACACACGGUCAAAAUGUCGUCGGGGUACGCCAACAACCAGUUCGCUGCCUUACGGUCAUUGAAACGAGUGCGACGGCCGGCUGGCUCCACUCCGACGGGCCUCGGAAAUCCCAGGUUAUCAGAAGCAGUGCUGGCUGCUGCAGGGUCUGAAACAGCCGGGGAGCAGAACACCGAGCAAUACGAGGCACCGUCACGAAUUGACCGGACGGAAGCGGUCUCGCCAAAGCGCAAACGGGUGGCGAGGGGAACGGCAGAUGGACAGGCUAGAGAUGUGCCAAUGUCUACGGUGGAGCAGCGACCGGAAACCUUUGUAUCGAACGGGGUAGACCUGUGCAUCGUCAGGUUGAAGGCCGACGAGUCAGUAUGCUUCAACGGCGUCUUCGACUUUGCCGUGCUGAAGGGGACGGUGCAGGUGUAUGGACAUACGUUCCACAGUGAUCCAGUAUGGUCGUACAUCGCAGCACAACCUCACGCUGCGAAAGCACCAUAUCCCGGGUUGGACUUUGUCCAAUGCUACAGCCCCACAACGCACGCUUUGCCCGUGUUCAGAGCCACCCAGCAACCAGCGAACCAGAGGAGCAUGCCUCCAUCGAUAUCUAUGUCGGAAGCGAAUGUAGAUCAAAUCUCGCUGGCUUCUGUUCAGAAACUGCUAGUGAAGGUAGCUGAAGGCCCGCAUCAGCUGCUGGAUGAGACCCUUUUGCUGAUUCGGGCCAUGUCUGAUCGAAGCGUUGUAAACAUCGGACGACGUGUGCCGGGAUUCGCGCAUCUGUUCAGAAGCAAAGAUCAACAUACCGGGCUUCUCGAUAUCCCCGGUGUCUACCCGCUAUGGAAUUCCACACCUGAACUGAAGCCAUUGAUAAUACCCAAACCAUGGGAAGAUGUUACUGAGGGCAGCUUAAGCGAGAGCGACGGCACCCCGGACCGUUCGGUCCAUUGCGUCGUCGGAUCCAAAAAUAUGGGGAAGUCAACGUUCGCCCGGUACCUAGUGAACAAGCUGCUAAACCGAUACGAGCGUGUCGCAUACCUGGAUUGCGACUUGGGUCAAUCAGAGUUCACACCGGCCGGCAUCGUCUCCCUGCAUGUUAUCACUAGGCCAUUACUGGGUCCACCGUUCACCCUCCUACGAGAUCCAUACCAAUGUUACUUCAUCGGAAGCAGUUCACCAAAAGAGGACACGGAUCACUAUCUAGCAUGCUUACGAGAAUUGGUAAACGUGUACGAUAAGGAGCUGCUGGCUCAGGACGACAUUCCCGUUCCACUGGUGAUCAAUACGCAUGGCUGGGUCAAAGGAAUGGGACUUGACCUCCUCGUCCAUUUCUUACUCGACGCACGGCCAUCACGGAUAUAUCAGUUAGGCGUCCAUGAGACCACGUCGUAUAGUUCCGCAAAGAACAUCAAUGUGGAUUUGAAAGCGAUUGUGAACGAUAUGUGUGGUGGAGGGUAUACCGGGCAGGUCUUGCAUAUACCCACGUCAGCGGAUCUCAGUUUGCCACGGCAAAACACCGUCCGCUUUGGUGCCAGCGAGCUCCGCCACCUCUCCCUACUCUCCUACUUCCAUCAAUCCGCAUUCGGCCCCUCGCUCUCCAACUCCCACUCCACACCAUCCGCCCCAACAAACCCGACAUGGAACUUUGACGAAUCCCUCACAGCACAAUUACCAUAUGAAGUACCUUUCCAAACCGUCCGGAUCAUGUUCCCUAAUGCUGAAGUGCCGUUUAGUCAGACUCUACAUGCGCUGAAUGGGUGCAUCGUCGGGCUGGUGAUCGAUCGCACGGAGUACGCUGCCGCACCCGUGGUGGAUUCCGAGGAGGAGGAAGGCAACGCCGAUGACACCGAGACAGAGACAACCACCAGCGCAGCAUCGUCACUGCGGAUCAUCCCACCAGGCGUUUCAAUCGCCCCGCACAGGCACUAUUGCGUCGGGUUGGGCCUGAUACGGGGAAUUGACCCCGUGAGACAGGUCUUUCAUGUCUUGACGGGCCCCAUCCCGGCGGAACAUCUGUCGAUGGUGAAUACGCUGGUUAGAGGGCCGGGGUAUGAGACGCCUGUGGGGCUUUUUGGCAGCGGUUAUGAGAAUUCCCGUGCGCACUUACCCUACACCAGUCGCCUAUCUUCCGAAGGUUUCGGAUCACUAGCAUGGCGUACGCGACACAACCUUCUCCGCAAGCGGCCCAGACAGCUGUAGACGCCCUCAAUAGUCCGCAACUUCCUUCGAUUUAGAUGUCCUUUGUAGACACCUCGGAUAGACCUUACCCAGCAUAAUUUAAGAAAACCACAACCUCUUCACGAGCCUCGAGC
Fimicolochytrium jonesii is the source of this 2458-nucleotide messenger RNA. Its product is annotated as Pre-mRNA cleavage complex II protein Clp1-domain-containing protein. The coding region runs from base 174 to 2345 and encodes 723 amino acids. Gene Ontology annotation, biological process: cleavage in ITS2 between 5.8S rRNA and LSU-rRNA of tricistronic rRNA transcript (SSU-rRNA, 5.8S rRNA, LSU-rRNA). Lineage: Eukaryota; Fungi; Chytridiomycota; Chytridiomycetes; Spizellomycetales; Powellomycetaceae. The transcript has 7 exons. Gene Ontology annotation, cellular component: nucleus. The record is from RefSeq and is a predicted model, not a curated record. Gene Ontology annotation, molecular function: polynucleotide 5'-hydroxyl-kinase activity.